Molecule: messenger RNA, 166 nt
Organism: Pelecanus crispus (Dalmatian pelican)
Lineage: Eukaryota; Metazoa; Chordata; Aves; Pelecaniformes; Pelecanidae
Source: RefSeq, a predicted model, not a curated record
ACUAUUUUGGCCCAAAUCAAGGUGCUAUGAUUACUUAUAUCAGGAAGCUGAAGCACUUCUGAAAAACUUUCCAGUUCAAGCUACCAUUUCCUUUUAUGAAGACUCGGAUAGCGAAGAUGAUGAAGAUGAAACAGAACAAGAUUCAACACCACGAUCGGAUUGCUGA